AGAGCUCCGAUCAAACGACCGCAACGAAGGGUGUCCCGCGAAUGGGCAGCAAGACAUGAAUAAUGGUUAGGCUCAUUGAGCUCCUGCUGCUCGUCUCUAUCCCCUUCCUCAUCUACCUCCACCUCGUCCUAUCACCAUACACCAAGGUGGAGGAGUCAUUCAACAUCCAGGCUGCCCACGACAUUCUAAGAUAUGGAAUUCCAUCAAAGAAUAUCGCUAACGAGUUCCGCGAAAACUAUGAUCACUUCACAUUCCCGGGUGCUGUACCGCGGACGUUCGUGGGAGCUCUACUACUCGCUGGAGUUGCGCGACCGUUGAUAUGGUUAAGGGCCGGGCUCCAGAUUCAAAUCCUAGUGAGAGCAAUCCUGGGUACAUUCAACGCCCUUUCGUUGGUAUCUUACGCCCGGGCAGUCAAAAAAGCCUUCGGCAAAGAAACUGGCAUGUGGUACAUCUUUUUCCAAGCCAGUCAAUUUCAUGUGAUAUACUAUGCAUCUCGGACUCUUCCGAAUAUGUUUGCAUUUGGCAUCACUACUCUGGCUUUGCGGUUCCUUCUUCCUGAUACGGAUGCAACUCCUGGGAGCUCUAGCAGAAGGUAUCGGCUUUGUCUCUAUCUCCUUACUGUAGCGGGUAUCGUUUUCCGCUCAGAGAUAGCCUUGCUUUUGAGCACCAUCACUAUUUAUCACUGGUUGCAAGGAAACAUAAGCAUCCGCUAUGAAAUUAUUCCCGCUGGUUUAUCUGGCGCUUUAAUUGCAUUGCUCGUUUCGAUUCCCAUUGAUUCCUUCUUCUGGCAAAAAUUUCCUCUCUGGCCCGAACUCUCAGCGUUCUUAUAUAACGUGGUCUCCGGGAAGGCAUCUGACUGGGGAGUCCAUCCAUGGCAUUUCUACUUUACCAGCGCCAUUCCUCGGUUGCUUCUCAACCCCUUAACCUACCUUAUCUCAAUUCCCCUAUCAUGUAUCGUUCCAGCCAGGCAGCGUGCUGCCCUCUCACUCCUCACACCAUCCCUUGCAUACAUCGCCCUGUACAGCCUCCAGCCCCACAAAGAAUGGCGAUUUAUCAUAUACACCAUUCCGCCCCUUACCACGGCAGCCGCUCUCGGAGCAUCAUAUAUCUGGACUCACCGUACCAAAUCUCUGCUCUACCGUUUUGGUUCUAUCUCUCUCAUUCUUUCCACUCUCGCUGCCUUUUCGAUUUCCACAUUUAUCCUCCUCCCCGUCUCCAUGGCCAACUAUCCAGGCGCUCUCGCACUUAACAAGCUGCACGACCAAGCCCACGGCUCGAAGCCAGUGAUAGCAGUGCAUCUUGACACACUAGCGUGUCAAACGGGGGUAACUCACUUCCUCGAAAAACCACCACCCAAAAGUCCAUUGCUCGUCCUCCCCGGUUCACCGGAUGGAAAUGCCCCGACACUGCGUUCUGGAGCGACGCGCUGGAAGUACGAUAAGACGGAAGAUGAAAGCGUGAAGGGAUCCGCUAUCUUUUGGGAUAGACUGGAUUAUGCAUUGGUUGAGGACCCCGGUCAAAUUAAGGGCAGAGGGAAAUGGGUGGUUUUGGAAGAGGUUAAAGGGUUUGGUGGGAUUAGAUUAUUGAAGCCUGGACAAGGGGAAAGAUUGGGGCGGGUAGAGAUGGUAAUUCUGAAGAAGGUAUUUGGAGAUGCUGGUGUGAGUGUAUGGGAGUGGAUUCAGCGGAAUGCAAGAGGCCAUCUUACGCGUGGGUGGUGGGCGGAAAUUAAGAUGGUGCCAAAAAUUAAGAUCAUGAAGCAGGUUAGAUAUUCAAGUAUGUAGAGCCUGGUAGCGAUAGUAGCGGGUUUGGACUUGGUCGAUAUAUAUCUAUAUAUAGAUUCCGGUGUAUUUUAGGCAUUGAGGCGUAAAACUCGAUUUAAACAAUUGCAUAUCAUCAUUUGGAUGUAUUAAACCGCAGAAAGGGGUAUUAACAUGCGCAAAGGUAGCUAUUUAACAAGUCAAAAAAAAAAAUUGAAGCUAUAUGUCCUCCGAUCUGGUAAUGGAGAAAGUAAGAGUUCUGACUAGGACUAUUUUCCCAUAACGUCCAACCUCCUCUCCAGGUCUCUAAUCCACGGGCUCAUAACUUCCACAUUGCUUUUCAUCGCCGCUUCGCUUUCUUUCACCCUCUCUUCCAUAGCCUUUAACCCUUCUCUCCACUGCUCAAUCUCCUUCCUCAUUUCCACCUGACUCUGCUCCAAGGUGUCCAAAUCCUCACUAGCCUGUGCCGCACCAGCAUGAAUCGCCCGCAACGAGCGCAAUCUCUCUAGAACACUGGGUAGUAGUGGAUGCAGCGAUGUUAUUGUCGGCAAAGUGGUAUAAAGAGCUUGUAUCUUCGCUGCCUGCUCACUGGCCGCAGCCUCUGUUUCGGUCGGGGUGGCCUGUGCAGCUGCAGCGGGCACUUCGGGCGGUUCGUCGGUCGUUGCUGCCGCGAUGCGUGCCGCUAGGACGGCGCGGGCGGCCUCUGUAGCGCGUCGGCGGGCUGCAGUGAGCGCUUCGGCAUCGGCGGUGAGUUUGCGGAUUCGAGUGGUUAGGGCUUCGAGGUGAGGCGUUGUGAGGGUGGUGGGGAUGGCUGCAGGGCCGUUGGAUGGAGAUCCGGUUAAAGUGCUCGUGAGGGUGGAGAGCUGGGAGGAGAGAUGGGUUAGGGUCGGCAGAAUUGGCUGAAGGUCAGAUUCAGAUGGAUCGUCGGGGGAUAAUGGGACGGGCGUUUGGGAUAGUCCGAGGGCGGCCUCGAGUAGUCGGAGUCUAGCGUCGAAAGAUGCGGCGUUUGACAAAAGUGUGGAGGGUAUUCUGGCCGGUUGAGAGACGGAGGAUUCAGCCUCUUUUAGUUGACUUUCAGGUCCGGGAAACUGGAUUGUGGUAGACAGUCUCCUCAUCAAUGCCGCCUCUGAGGAGAAUGACGUUUGCUGUUCCCCCUUGGAGGAUGCGUAUAGUUUAUCCAGAGACCGGGUCAGUUCCAGAAUGCCGUCUUCUGUAACUUGAAUCUCCGAUUCGUCCGUUUGUUCACUCCGUUGUGUCUUCCGGUUGGAAAGCUCAUCCUUCAAUUCCUCUGCUUCUCUGCGUAAUCUUGCCAGUUUCCCCUCCAAUGAUUCCUCUUCAUCGUCGCUAAUAUCUGCCAAGAUUUCUGUUCCAUCAUCCCGUGUCCGCCUUGAGCGUUUAAUAGUCCGAUAUGAUUUCCUCUUAGAUGCAACACUAUCUGAGAAAUCUACAUCUCUUGCAUCCACCUUCACGGGCUCGAAUUGUGAGCGGGCAUGAUCGGGUUGCAAGCGUUGCCG
This is a messenger RNA of Coccidioides immitis RS, 3271 nucleotides long. Its product is annotated as alpha-1,6-mannosyltransferase subunit. Lineage: Eukaryota; Fungi; Ascomycota; Eurotiomycetes; Onygenales; Onygenaceae. Gene Ontology annotation, molecular function: alpha-1,6-mannosyltransferase activity. The transcript has 4 exons. The coding region runs from base 63 to 1781 and encodes 572 amino acids. Gene Ontology annotation, cellular component: endoplasmic reticulum membrane. Gene Ontology annotation, biological process: protein N-linked glycosylation. The record is from RefSeq and is a predicted model, not a curated record.